Messenger RNA from Paraglomus brasilianum, 748 nucleotides. The record is from the annotation of a GenBank genome assembly. NCBI's taxonomy places the organism in Eukaryota, Fungi, Glomeromycota, Glomeromycetes, Paraglomerales, Paraglomeraceae.
UGCUCGCAAGAGAACACGAGUCGCCAAAGAAACUGAAUACAAUGUUGAUGACCUGCCAGAGUUUAAGUUUGAUGAUAUUACCACUCCUGCACAUGAGAUGUUGGCUGCACAGAAGGAGGUUCGGAAGUAUUUAAGAAAGAUGCUGUUUGAAAUACCGCAGUUGACUGAAUACGCAACACCCUUCGUGCCCCCUCAAUCUUCGCAACUCCUCUGUUUCAAAUCAACCUAUUAUGUGGGCGAACACAGCCCUCUCCAGGAGAAAGCCGUGAUGACUGUAAACUAUCGUAAACUUGCUCGUCAUUUGAACUUGACUGACGCUCAGCUACACAAGUUACUGCUGUUAUGUGGUCCGCGAGUAGACACACGGACAAAAGAGAUCAAGUUUUCGUGCGAAAGGUUUCCGUACUUGGCGCAGAAUAAGAAGUAUUUGAGCGAUUUGUUGAAUCGCUUGAUCGAGGAAGCAAAGAAUCCAGAAGAUACUUUUGCUGACAUUCCACUCGAUACAAGACAUCUGAAACCGGAGAGACGAAGGUUAAAAUUUCCCAUGGAAUGGCUGUUUCCGGAAGAAUAUCAGGCAGUAGCUGGGGCAGCGGGGGAGGCAGCGGGGGAGGCAGCGGGGGAGGCAGCGGGGGAGGCAGUGGGGGAGGCAACGGGGGAGGCAGCGGAGGAGGCAGCGGAGGAGGCAACAGUUGAAGCAAAAGAUCAGACAGAAGGUCAAGCGGCAGGUCAGGCGACACAUCAGUCAUGA